Aureobasidium vineae is the source of this 1236-nucleotide messenger RNA. NCBI's taxonomy places the organism in Eukaryota, Fungi, Ascomycota, Dothideomycetes, Dothideales, Saccotheciaceae. The record is from the annotation of a GenBank genome assembly.
AUGUUCUCCCCGGACUACUUCCACACAGCCUCGGCACCGAAACUGCAGGACUACCAAGACUACGCCCAGGCACACAUUCGGGACAGACGUAUCUCGCUAUCACCUCUGGCCAAGAAAUGGCUCCGGAACUAUAGAGAGCCCUACAAAGGCUUCACCUCUGAUGGAAACAUUGUACCCGGUCUCUGGAAAUCCAACCCCAAUGCCAAUGGACCGACACAGGCGAUGGUGGAUGCCGCUCAGUACUUGCUCUCAGUAGCAUCGGCAAACGAAAAGGCACGGUUCCGUCAUCUCGUCACGGCUAGAGAGUGGCGUGCGUGGUCAAACCCCGAGGUUAUCGUUAUGGAAUGUGGUCUCCGUGUUGAUGCCAUGAGUGCAGACACCAUGAAUGCAGUAUACGAGCUACUCAGAGUAUCAUUAAGUCCUGAGGGCUUCGAGAGAGUCUGGACAGCGAUGAUGAUGACCCAAGCCGAAAACCAAGAAGACUUGCACCGCAUCUCUGGCUACCAGUUCUGCCUAUUCGGCGAGCCUGGUCCGUUCUCACCCUGGGGAUUCAACUUGUCUGGUGACAACGUCUGCGUAAACGUCUUCACCCUUAGCGGAGAAGUUGUCAUCGGACCUUUCUUCGUCAGUGCUGGUCCCAGUUUCACCGAGCAGGGCUUGGUAGACGGUGUGCAGGUGUUUGAGAGAGAGGAAGCAGCUGGACUCGCUUUGAUGGCUUCUCUCAACCCACAACAACAGCGUGAAGCCAGUCUUUUGGGCGAGAUCGAGGACUUCAGCAUGGAUCAAGAUCUGUUCGAUCCCAUGGACUACCGCAGUCUGGGAGGCGCACACCAAGACAACCGAAUCGUGCCAUACGAAGGCAUCUGCGCCGCCGACCUCAACUACGAUCAACAAAGAGCGCUUCUCAACAUUGUGAGGUCGUUCAACCAAGUAUUGCCGCAGGACUCGCUGGACUUGUUCAUGCAGCGCGUGGAAAGCCAUCUCGACGAGACUUACUUUUCCUGGCUUGGACCCGUUCACACAGAUGCACCAUUCUAUUUCCGAAUUCACAGUCCGGUGGUGAUGGAUGAACUCGACCACCAAGACGGUAUCAUGGUGCCAGGAACAUUGAGCAAACAAUACCGCAUUCACGCGACGCAGCGCUUGCCCAACAGAGGCGACUAUGGCGCGGCACUGCUUGACGAGUGGGUGAUGAAGAUGGCUGGAUUCGACAGAAUCGGCAGCAUGGUUCGAUGA